Molecule: messenger RNA, 1762 nt
Organism: Tarenaya hassleriana
Lineage: Eukaryota; Viridiplantae; Streptophyta; Magnoliopsida; Brassicales; Cleomaceae
Product: cytochrome P450 83A1-like
Exons: 2
Coding region: 56-1552 (498 amino acids)
Molecular function (GO): iron ion binding; heme binding; oxidoreductase activity, acting on paired donors, with incorporation or reduction of molecular oxygen
Source: RefSeq, a predicted model, not a curated record
AUACUAAACACACAUAAGCACCUCUUCUCUCCAAGAUCGCAGCCAUUCCCAUAGAAUGGACGAUCUCAUACUCACAUUCCUCGCCCUGGCCGCGGUUCUCGUCUUCUUCCUGUCCCAAAAACCCGGGAAGAACCGAUACAACGUUCCUCCCGGGCCUCGGGCUCUUCCGAUCAUCGGAAACCUCCACCAAAUCUCGAGGAAAAACCCUCAACGUUUCCUCUACGGCCUCUCCCAGAAAUACGGACCCAUCAUUUCUUACAAGCUCGGCUGUCAGAGAAUGAUGGUGGUCUCCACCGCGGAAUUGGCCAAGGAGAUCCUCAAGACGCAAGACGCUAACUUCGCCAACCGGCCCAAGCACCGUGGCCAAAAGUUCAUGACGUACGACCGUCGUGACCUAGUCUUCAACCACUACACUCCUUAUUACCGGGAGAUGCGUAAGACGAGCAUCCUCCACCUGUUCUCCCCGAACCGCGUGGCCAGUUUCCGAAACUUUAGGGAGGAGGAGACGAGGCGUAUGAUCAGCAAAGUGGAAGAAGCCGCGGCGAAAAAUGAAGUGUUCGAUCUGAGCGAGUUCAUGUUGUCGUACACGAACUCGACCGUGUGCAGACAAGCGUUCGGGAAAAGGUACAACGAGUACGGUGCCGAGAUGAGGAGGUUCAUCAAGAUCUUGUACGGGACACAAGCCCUUUGGGGAUUGUUGUUCUACUCGGACAUUUUCCCAUGGUUUAAGUUCCUCGACAACAUUGCGGGACUCUCGUCUCGUAUGAAAGAGGCUUUCGAACUUCAAGACACCUACUUACAAGAACUUAUCGACGAGGCACUUGACCCCAACAGGGUGAAACCCGAAACCGAGAGUAUGAUCGAUCUCUUGAUGGAUAUCUACAAAAACCAGCCUUUCUCUACGGAGUUCACUCUCGAGAACGUCAAAGCUAUAAUCUUGGACAUAGUGGUCGCAGGAACGGACACUGCUGCGGCAGCGGUCGUGUGGGGGAUGACGUACCUUCAAAAGUACCCGGAAGUGAUGAAGAAAGCUCAAGCGGAGAUAAGAAACUUGGUCGGAGACAGAGGGUAUGUAACCGAAGACGACCUCCAAAACCUAACCUACUUCAAAGCCCUGGUGAAAGAAACCCUAAGGAUCGAGCCAGUGAUUCCACUCCUGGUCAACCGCGUGGCCAUUGAAGACACGAAGGUCGCGGGCUACGACAUUCCCGCGGGGACGACGGUGAACGUGAACGUGUGGGGCGUCUCGAGGGACGAGAAGGCAUGGGGCGCGAACCCCGACGAGUUCAGGCCCGAACGGUUCUUCGAGAAGGACAUAGACUUUAAAGGCACCGACUUCGAGCUUAUCCCGUUCGGAUCUGGUCGGAGGAUGUGCCCGGGAAUGCGUCUCGGUGUCGCGAUGCUCGAGCUUCCGUACGCUAACCUUCUCUACAAGUUCGAUUUCAAUCUCCCCCCGGGCAUGAAACCUGAUGACAUCAACAUGGACGUCAUGACCGGUGUCGCCAUGCACAAGGCCGUACACCUCAGGCUCGUGGCCAAGAAGGUUUACUGAUGAAAUGGAAACCUAUUUUCUUGCAUCAAAUACGAAAGUAGACAUGUAUGCAUGCAUAUGUGUGUGUCUUAUGUUGUGUUUUUACGUUUUCUUGUGCUUUAUUUGGAUCUCUAGUGAAUAGGGAACCAAAGAUAUUUGGUUUUCCUUCAACGUUGUAUUUUGGUUUCGAAGGGAAUCAUAUGAAUAAACAUCUCUGGUCUACUUGUUCUA